UAGCCUAAUUGUGCGCUACUGAAAAUGGUCAUUUCCGAAGAAGAAGAAGCAGCAGCAGCUUCAAGACCUUCUAACGACGUCGUUCCAGGGUGCGUUGACUACUAUGGCCAUCCAGUCCAACGAUCAAAAUCCGGUCGAUGGCGAUCCGCUUCUCUCAUCAUAUGCGUGGAAAUGGCGGAGAGAUUUGCAUAUUAUGGUAUAAAUUCUAACCUAAUUAAUUACUUGACGGGGCCAUUGGGGCAGUCCACCGCAGCAGCAGCGGAGAACGUGAAUGCUUGGUCUGGAACGGCGGCGCUCACUCCUCUUUUGGGUGCUUUGGUGGCUGACUCCUUCCUUGGCCGUUAUCGCACUGUUGUUUUUGCUUCUCUGCUUUACAUUUUGGGACUUGGAUUACUGACACUUUCGGCUGUCUUGCCUUUGUUCAUCUCUUCUAACUGCCAAACUACUGAUAAUGGCAAUGCAUGUUCUCCUCCUCAACUCCAAGUUAUACUAUUCUUUUUCUCAUUGUAUCUGGUGGCAAUAGCUCAGGGAGGACACAAGCCUUGUGUUCAGGCUUUUGGAGCUGACCAAUUUGAUCCACUAGAUCCCAAAGAAUGCAAAGCCAGAAGUUCCUUUUUCAACUGGUGGUACUUUGGCAUGUGUGGAGGUAAUAUUGCGACUGUCUCGGUUCUGAACUACAUCCAAGACAAUUUUAAUUGGGGUCUUGGGUUUGGAAUUCCUUGCAUUGCCAUGGGCCUUGCACUUGUCAUUUUUUGGCUUGGUACAUUGACUUAUAGGUUUAGCAGCAUAUCCGUAGAACAAAGCCCAUUUGUGAGAAUUGGCAUGGGUUUCCUCAAAACAGUGAGGAAUUUGCGUGCCACAUCUGUAGAAGAAACAAGAGUGCAGUGUCAUCAAAAUUCUCAGCAAUUUGAGGGUCUGAACAAUGCCUUGCUUUCACCUGAUGAUCAUUCAGCUGAAGAUGGACAAAUUUCCAACACCAAUGAUACUGAAGAAGAAAAGGGACUUGUCAGGCUGGUUCCUGUAUGGGGUUCGUGUUUGAUAUAUGCGAUCGUAUUUGCUCAAGCGUUCACUUUAUUUACAAAGCAAGGAGUCACAAUGGACAGAUCAAUUACACCAUCUUUCAAGAUACCAUCUGCUGCCCUUCAGUCCUUUAUCAACCUUUCUGUUAUCAUAUUCAUUCCAAUCUAUGAGCAGAUCCUAGUACCUAUCACGAGAACUCUUACCGGAACUGCAUGUGGUAUCACGAAACUCCAAAGAGUCGGAACUGGGAUCUUUUUGUCUGUUCUUACUAUGGCAAUUGCAGCUCUAGUAGAGAUGAAGCGCCUAGAAAUUGCGCGAGAAUAUGGAUUGGUUGAUGUACCAAAUGCAACAGUUCCAAUGACUAUCUGGUGGUUAGUUCCACAAUAUCUUUUAUUUGGAAUUACUGAAGUAUUCACAAUGGUUGGUCUGCAAGAAUUCUUCUAUGACCAAGUGCCAAGAGAAUUCAGAAGCAUAGGUCUCUCUCUUUAUCUUAGUAUUUUUGGUGUGGGGAGCUUUCUAAGCAGCUUCCUCAUCUUUGUUAUUGAGAAAACCACAGGUGGUGAUAGAGAUGGUUGGAUUUCAAACAACUUGAACAGAGGACAUCUAGAUUACUUUUAUUGGCUACUUUCUGGACUAAGUGCUCUUGGAUUUAUCACAUAUUUGUAUUUUGCAAGACAUUAUGUUUAUGCUCAUUAUGGAAAGGUCAUCUGAAAUUUUAUAAAUUGAAAGCUCUUAUGGUGAUCUUUGACUUUUCUUUA
Lycium ferocissimum is the source of this 1778-nucleotide messenger RNA. Its product is annotated as protein NRT1/ PTR FAMILY 5.10-like. Gene Ontology annotation, molecular function: tripeptide transmembrane transporter activity; dipeptide transmembrane transporter activity. Gene Ontology annotation, cellular component: membrane. The transcript has 4 exons. The coding region runs from base 25 to 1731 and encodes 568 amino acids. The record is from RefSeq and is a predicted model, not a curated record. Gene Ontology annotation, biological process: transmembrane transport; dipeptide transport. Lineage: Eukaryota; Viridiplantae; Streptophyta; Magnoliopsida; Solanales; Solanaceae.